Molecule: messenger RNA, 769 nt
Organism: Ziziphus jujuba (common jujube)
Lineage: Eukaryota; Viridiplantae; Streptophyta; Magnoliopsida; Rosales; Rhamnaceae
Product: putative glutamine amidotransferase GAT1_2.1
Exons: 3
Coding region: 1-564 (187 amino acids)
Cellular component (GO): cytosol
Molecular function (GO): hydrolase activity, acting on carbon-nitrogen (but not peptide) bonds, in linear amides
Source: RefSeq, a predicted model, not a curated record
AUGGGUUUACAAUUUCAUCCUGAGAGAAUGAGGAAGCCAGAUUCUGAGGAAUUUGAUUAUCCUGGUUGCCCAUCUGCUUAUCAGAUUGGUUUUCUUGAACAGGAAUUUGCAAAGGCAGUGAUUGGAUAUCAGAAGAAGCUAAACAGCGCCAUAUCAGUACCAAAAGCUUUGAAGCUUGAUCAAGAAAUGGAUAAGAAGAGAAACAAAAUUAUCCGAAGUUUCUCACUUGCUAAGAAUAUUUACACCACUGGCCGAGGCACACAUCUGGUUAAUGAAUCUGAGCUUGAAAUAGGAGCAGAUUUCCUUCAGUCAAAUACAGCAUUGAGUCUGCAGCAAGAGAAGAGAUUGAAGCAAAUGGGAGCAACAGUAAGAAAUGGAGGUUCAUACAUAGAGAGAUUGAAGAUGAAUGAGGAGAGAGAGAAAGUAGCAAAGAAUGUGAUGGGGAAAAUGUCAGUGGAGCAGUUGUCUGAUCUAAUGUCUUUCUACCACAUGAUGGAGCAGAUUUGCUCUGAAGUUUUGGAAAGAAAGCUAAAUGGCAUUGUACAUGAGCAGCUUGGUUCUUGAACUUGUUGAACAUAUUUUUGGUGUAUGAUGUGGUUUUUUGGGGCAUAGCAUUUUGCUUUUGUUGUUGAAAAAGAUUCACAUGAAUCUUGGUUGAUGGGGCCUAUGUCUCUAUCUUUCCUUUUGUUUGGUUAUUUUAUUUUAUUUUAUUUUUUAUCUAUUGCUUUAGUUUGUCGUUAUUGAGAAAGGUGUAAAACUUUUCUGUUUG